Chaetomium globosum CBS 148.51 is the source of this 738-nucleotide messenger RNA. RefSeq lists its product as uncharacterized. The record is from RefSeq and is a predicted model, not a curated record. The transcript has 3 exons. Lineage: Eukaryota; Fungi; Ascomycota; Sordariomycetes; Sordariales; Chaetomiaceae. Bases 1 to 738 code for a protein of 245 amino acids.
AUGUUCACCCAAUCAAGGAUUGCCACGAUGAGGAGGCGGAGCAUGAAGCUCACGGUGGAUAGCAUGGUGCCAAUAUUAAGCCUCCUAUCCCUGAUAGAUUGCUUCAUCCCCACACUUGGCCUACCUUACCAAUGCUUAAUCGUAUUCUGCUUGAUGUGUUAUUCAAACACCUUUAAAGGCAUCAUUUCAAACUUCACGAAGAUUCCCAGCGGGAUCCUCAAGUAUGUUCUAGGUGAAGCGGCGUUUCUGGCGGUCGCAGGGCUUCUCAUCCAACUUGCGGAGGCCUUUGUUGAUGGCUACGUGCCUCCAACCCGGGCGCGCCGUGAGCGUAUGGAUCAAGGCGAUCCUGGUAUUGUGAGAGGGCUGUGGCGGACUAUCAUUGCCAUCCCAUGGAUUCCGGUCCGUAUCGGCUCUGCCAUAGCGGCUACGAUUCAGGGGGUCAUUGUUCAAUCAGCUGUGCUAGCACUAGACGAAUGGGACUCCCAAGACUUUGCAGACCGCAACCCUGGCGCAGAUGAUGCAGAGCCGGCGUGGGAUGUCUGCAUUCUACAACGUGUCAAGGGCAUGUGGGAUUGGCUCGCACAAGAUGGAAGGACCUUCUUGAAACAAAGGUGGGCGGACAUGAAGUCCCGCGAUUUGACCCGGCAAAUAGAGCCAAACGAUGCCCCUGGGGAUCUUGGCGAUCUCCUUGUCCGUAAGGAUAUCGAUGGGGAUGAUCAUACGCUUGACCAUUCUUAA